This is a messenger RNA of Drosophila guanche, 1070 nucleotides long. RefSeq lists its product as uncharacterized. The record is from RefSeq and is a predicted model, not a curated record. The transcript is spliced from 2 exons. Bases 6 to 1016 code for a protein of 336 amino acids. NCBI's taxonomy places the organism in Eukaryota, Metazoa, Arthropoda, Insecta, Diptera, Drosophilidae.
AGAACAUGGAGAAGGAGCUGGAACAGUUCUUGGGAGAUUGCCGGAGGCAGCAGUUUAGUGCCAAGGAAAUGCACACCAUAUGCCAACCUCUGAUCUGGCAGAUACGACGAGCCAAAGCGCAGCGAUGGCUGCUCCUGUUGCUGCCUAUGUUGCUGGUUUAUCUGCUUUGGAUGUACUGCGAUGCCUUUGCCUGGUGGCUGAGCGCUUUCGGCAGGCUGCUGCUUGUCCAGCUGCUGCCCUACUGGGACUGGACACCACACUACCAAGGAAAGUGCCUCAUACCGCGUGGCGAGCAGCGUGUGGCGGAGCAGGGUCCAGCUCUGGGCAGGCAUGAGACUCUGUGGGAGAACUGCGUACUCUGCGAGUCGCUGGAGGGCAUAGCCACCACAUCCAAUGUCAGCUACUCCAUGCUGGAGUCGAAGUUCCUGGAGCGCGGCCUGCCCGUCAUUGUCACCGAUGUCGAUCUGGAAACGGAUCUGGACAGCCUGCUGUGGCUCAUAAAUGAAUCAGCGCCAGAGCUGAUCUCCAGCGAGCCCUGCGACGUGUCCAGCAAUCUUCUGCUGAGAAAGCUCUUUAGCGUGGAUGCGGCUCUGCAGAAGAUUCGCUCACUCCAGGCCCAACCAUCGACUCGCUGGCAUCUGCAGUUGCGCAACUGCCAGCGGAGGGCGGUGAAGGCCUCGAGGCUCUAUUUCAAGCGGCCCUACUUCUAUCCCCUGCACCUGGAGCCGUACUACUCCAGCUGGCUGCUGAUAUCCCACCAGCAGCAGCGACCGCAGGCGGAGAUCGAUGUGCGUGGCUUGAUCUUUGUGCAGCAGCUAAGCGGACACUUUGAGCUGGAGCUGCGGCCCAAAAAUCCGUGCAACGAUGGCCUGUGUCCCAGUCUAAGGAUGCGCCUCAACGCAGGCGAGGCUUUGGUCUUCUCCACCGACUUGUGGCUGCUCAGCUAUGGCCUGCAAAAGCCCAACCCAAAGCAGAGUUCCAUUGCCAGCAUUUUCGAGGUUGAUUGGCAGUUGUAGAUCGAAGUUGUAUUCAACUGUUGAAUAUCUGGAAUAUAGUUUGCCGAAAUUGUA